Messenger RNA from Fusarium redolens, 1503 nucleotides. RefSeq lists its product as uncharacterized. The transcript has a single exon. Bases 293 to 1429 code for a protein of 378 amino acids. The record is from RefSeq and is a predicted model, not a curated record. NCBI's taxonomy places the organism in Eukaryota, Fungi, Ascomycota, Sordariomycetes, Hypocreales, Nectriaceae.
CCGUCAGGUUGCAGUGGUGAGGCUGUCUACACCGCCACCACCACAGCCGCCUCUAAUUUAUUAGCGUGGUUGCCUUCUUCAACAGGCAGGUGAGGCGUACUCGUAGACAUAAUUUGUAGGCGCUUUCGUCAGCUUGUCAGCCAGAGUUCGCUGGAUCCAACCACAUGAAUUGGUCUGGCGCCGGGGCGGCCUCACAGCGUCCAGCAGGGCUGCCACUGACUUCAUCACCUAUUGACAACACCAAAAUCUUCGCUCGCAGUGUAUCGUGUUCCAUCAUCUCGCUCACGUACAAAUGGCAUCAUUUCCAUCGUCAUGGAUUGUAAAUAAAUCAAAUCCACCGCAAGCCCUAUCAUCCCCAACCACAACACCAAAGCGACGUAAAUCGCCAUCGCCAGCCCCGCCAGCGAAACCAAAACCGCAUGCGGCACUCUUCACGCGUCCACCUCCACCUCCGUCGUUAUUCACAACCCCAACCCGUCGCUUACCGCCAGCAGGGACACUCCUCAGCCGCGCUGAUGGUUCUUUUUCCUUCGCCAAGCGCUAUGAUUCACCUCCCAGCUCUCCCCAUUCGCUCUGCGACUCGCUCGUCUUCUCCUGCUCAGACAGCUCGCACUUCCACGAUAUGGACGAUGCGGUUCUGCCAAACGGACCGUGCGGACGACCUGGGUGCUGCGGCGACGAGCUACAUCCCAGCUCUUUUCUCAGCAUGGAUUGCCUUAUCUACGACGAUGAACACAACGUCAUGGAGAGGGAAGAGGGAGUAGCGCUGCUAUGGCAAGCAGCAAAGGCGCUGCCAAAGCAGAGCCCAUUCACAGGUCUUGGACAAGAACAGGACGCACCGACCGUGUUCCCGUCGUCCUGGAUUGUUCGUAGCACGGACACGAGCACGAGCACGCCGGUUCUUAAACGCAACCAAGCGUUGCCACACCCUAGGGGCAAGGGACGGAGCCGGAUGUCUACAUCGAUGCACUCUGCGAUGGCCCCCUCGAACCCAUCACCUUUGCGUUCCGCUGAGAAUAUAAAUAUGACCAUGAUGCCUCCGCCCCCGAGGGCCAUCAGCGAUGCCUAUCAAGAUGCGCCUGCGAAGACUUCGAUUCGGAGACAUACACUUCUAGGAUCAGGACCAGGAUCGGGAUCAAGAUCGGGAUCCGCGACUUGGAUAGCUGAGCCUUCGGAUCCCUCCCGCAUUGGUGACGAGUAUCUGUGGGAGCUCAAGGAGAGGCCAACCCAGCGAGAGCUGAUAGAUUGCUGGCUGCAGUCGACACCGGACAGGGAAUCGUUCAAGAGAGUGAAACGUUCACAGUGGUUCAACAACGGGUCGGAUGCGUCGGGAGAUGCUGACGAGCCGCAUUCGAGGCUGCCAGUUUCUGAUGCAUACUCAGUCUAUUCCACGUCGACGCAAAAUACUAGGGCUACAAGGCCGGCAUAAUCAAGUACACUUUUAAUGAAAAAAUCAAUACAUCUUCCAAUUCGCGGCCGUAGCCAAUCAUGAUACAUUACAAG